This is a messenger RNA of Pipistrellus nathusii (Nathusius's pipistrelle), 2166 nucleotides long. The record is from the annotation of a GenBank genome assembly. NCBI's taxonomy places the organism in Eukaryota, Metazoa, Chordata, Mammalia, Chiroptera, Vespertilionidae.
AUGGACGAGCUCGCGGGAGGCGGUGGAGGCGGCGGCCCGGGGAUGGCGGCCCCUCCGCGGCAGCAGCAGCAGCAGCAGCAGCAGCCGCCGGGACCCGGGGGGAACAUGAGCCUCCCGCCGGGGGGCAACGGCGCGGCGGGCGGCGGGGGUCCUCCGGCCGCCGAGGGCGCGGGCCCCGCCGCAGGCCCCGAGCUGUCCCGGCCGCAGCAGUACACCAUCCCGGGCAUCCUGCACUACAUCCAGCACGAGUGGGCCCGGUUCGAGAUGGAGCGGGCGCACUGGGAGGUGGAGCGGGCCGAGCUGCAGGCCCGAAUAGCAUUUUUGCAAGGAGAACGAAAAGGUCAAGAAAACUUGAAGAAGGAUUUAGUAAGAAGAAUAAAGAUGUUAGAGUAUGCAUUAAAACAAGAAAGGGCAAAAUAUCACAAAUUAAAAUAUGGCACAGAACUGAACCAAGGUGAUUUGAAAAUGCCAACCUUUGAAUCAGAAGAAACCAAAGAUACAGAAGCUCCCACAGCGCCUCAGAAUAGCCAGUUAACGUGGAAGCAAGGCAGACAGCUAUUAAGACAAUAUCUUCAGGAAGUAGGUUACACAGAUACAAUAUUAGAUGUACGGUCUCAGCGGGUAAGGUCAUUACUUGGACUAUCCAAUUCAGAACCAAAUGGAUCAGUAGAAACAAAGAAUUUAGAACAGAUCCUGAAUGGAGGUGAAUCUCCUAAGCAAAAAGGACAAGAAAUCAAAAGGCCUUCUGGUGAUGUUCUUGAGACAUUCAAUUUCUUGGAAAAUGCUGAUGACAGUGAUGAAGAAGAGGAAAAUGACAUGAUUGAAGGCAUGCCAGAAGGAAAAGACAAACAUCGGAUUAUUAAACACAAAAUAGGUAAUGAAGGUUUAGCUGCUGACCUAACUGAUGAUCCUGAUACUGAGGAAGCACUGAAAGAAUUUGAUUUUUUAGUGACUGCUGAAGAUGGUGAAGGAGCUGGAGAAGCACGGAGUUCGGGGGAUGGCACAGAAUGGGCUGAACCAAUAACGUUUCCAACUGGAGGAGGCAAGUCAUUUAUUAUGGGUUCUGAUGAUGUUUUGUUAAGUGUACUGGGCCUUGGAGACCUUGCAGACUUGACGGUAACAAAUGAUGCAGACUAUAGUUAUGAUUUGCCUGCCAAUAAAGAUGCCUUUCGAAAGACAUGGAACCCCAAGUAUACACUACGUAGCCAUUUUGAUGGAGUCCGGGCAUUAGCUUUUCAUCCUGUAGAACCUGUGCUAGUUACCGCUUCUGAGGAUCAUACUCUAAAACUUUGGAACUUGCAAAAAACAGUUCCUGCCAAAAAGAGUGCCUCUUUAGACGUAGAGCCUAUCUACACAUUUAGGGCCCACAUUGGCCCUGUUCUAUCUUUAGCAAUUAGUUCUAAUGGAGAGCAGUGUUUUAGUGGUGGUAUUGAUGCAACCAUCCAGUGGUGGAAUAUGCCUAGCCCUAAUGUUGAUCCAUAUGAUACAUAUGAGCCAAAUGUUCUAGCUGGCACUUUAUUGGGUCAUACAGAUGCUGUCUGGGGCCUUGCUUAUAGUGGCAUAAAAAAUCAAUUACUGUCUUGUUCAGCAGAUGGCACUGUUAGGUUAUGGAAGCCACAAGAAAAAUUGCCAUGUGUUUGCACUUACAAUGGAAACAAGGAACAUGGAAUACCUACAUCGGUUGACUUUAUAGGCUGUGAUCCAGCUCAUAUGGUGACCUCUUUCAACACUGGUAGUACAGUAAUUUAUGACUUAGAAACAUCACAGUCAUUGGUGAUGCUUUCAUCACAGAUAGAUUCUGAUUUACAAUCUAAUAAUCACAUUAAUAGAGUAGUAAGUCAUCCCACACUUCCUGUUACAAUAACUGCUCAUGAAGAUAGACACAUCAAAUUUUUUGACAAUAAAACGGGUAAAAUGAUCCAUUCGAUGGUAGCUCAUUUGGAUGCUGUUACAAGUCUAGCAGUAGAUCCUAAUGGAAUCUAUUUGAUGUCUGGAAGCCAUGAUUGUUCUAUUAGAUUGUGGAAUUUGGACAGCAAGACAUGUGUGCAAGAAAUAACAGCACAUAGGAAGAAAUUAGAUGAAUCAAUAUAUGAUGUUGCUUUUCAUCCAUCAAAAGCAUAUAUUGCGAGUGCAGGGGCUGAUGCCCUUGCCAAAGUAUUUGUGUGA